Macrosteles quadrilineatus (aster leafhopper) is the source of this 3891-nucleotide messenger RNA. RefSeq lists its product as uncharacterized. Bases 1 to 3891 code for a protein of 1296 amino acids. Gene Ontology annotation, molecular function: zinc ion binding; catalytic activity; nucleic acid binding. The record is from RefSeq and is a predicted model, not a curated record. Lineage: Eukaryota; Metazoa; Arthropoda; Insecta; Hemiptera; Cicadellidae. The transcript is spliced from 2 exons.
AUGGCUUGUCAAAACCCCCCACCCAACACAUUAUUUAACAGCAGCUCAAAUGAGCAAAAAUCGAAGUCGGAAAAGGAGUGGAGCCCUUUUGGGCGUAGCUCCAAGGUCAAGAGUUCGCCACCAGCGAACAACGUUAAGGCAACUCCACCGCCUGCAACCUUUAAGGGCUCAAAUGAGCUCCCCCCACUAAGAUCUCCUUUGACAAGUGGAGAAGGAAAAGUAGACGUUGAACCGGCGUUGACGGGAACCCUCCUGGAAAGUACAGCGCCGAAAAUCAGCCCCCAGAUGUCGGAUCCCGAACUUCAGCGUUUCCGUCAACAAUAUGACGAUGCUGAUGAGGAGGAGUCUGACCUCCUGGUAGAGAUGAUGGACCUCAUCAACAAUAUGGAGGGAACCUUGAAGCUCCGGACCAACGUAAACCGGUCAAUCAAGGACGGUCUCCCAAAGGUGAAGGAUCGGGUUGCCCGAGUUCUCGAAAUUAAAGGCUUGAUGAGACAGGCUUUAGUUAAUGAACGGGAGCUUGUGAACCAAGUUUUAGCCCCUAAACUGAACGACAAGGGCGGGAAUCAAAGGAAACGGGCAAGGAGCUCACCAGCGGAUAGCCCCGAUCUUUCUGAAUUGGCCAAUCAGCCUCUGUCAGAUGUCGAGCAGAAGGUCGAGGACAGGGCCACCCAGAUGACACCCCCUACUGAGCACACUCCAGCUCUAAAGAAGCGCCCUCAACAAACCAGGGAGCUUGCCUCUCUACCAACGGUUAACGGAAUCAGCUCUAUGAACUCUGCUGUGGCACCAUCAAAUGUGGGUAACUGGGAGAGGAGGCUUUCCCGCAAAGAAAAGAGGAAAUUGAGACGAAUGGAGGCUGUCUCUAACAAAGAACCUGCAGCAAGAGAUCGAAAGGUUGCUGACCCUGCUCCGGCGAGGGAGGUUCGUGGAAAGGCCCCCCCUGUUUCAAAGAAACCCAGGCCGAGAAAGCCCAGGGCUGAGGCAAUCCUGAUCAACCCCUUAGGGGGGCGAUCUUUUGCUGAAGUCUUGGGUCGACUCAAGUCUAAGGCCAAGCCAGAGGAGACGGAUACGAUUGUUAAGUCAAUCAGGUGUACCCAGAAUGGGAAAGUUCUCCUCGAGCUGGGGAAAUCUGGUGACCGAGUGGCUUUUGCUGCAAAGGUCAGAGAGGCUCUGGGGGACCACGGUACCGUUCGGGAACUCGAGCCUAGGACCUCGGUGGAGAUCCGGGACCUUGACGGUCUUUCGACUGAGGCUGAAGUCAGGAAGGCUAUCAACAAGGCCAUCCCUGAUAUCCAAAAUGCCGACUCCCUUAAAGUAUGGCUUACGCGGCCCAACCGCAGCGAGCAACGCAUAGCUAUCGCUGAAAUGCGAAACCAAGAUGCCAGCAAGCUGCUUAAUCUCACACACCUGAGAAUUGGAUGGGUCAAUUGCAGGCUCAGACGGAGGGUGGUUGUACCGCGAUGCUUUCGCUGCCUCGGGUUUGGUCACUCUUCCCGAAACUGUAAGGGACCCGACCUAUCCAAGAAUUGUUUCAGGUGUGGCGGCUCGGGCCACAACAGGAAGAACUGUACCGCAGCAGAGCGUUGUUUUCUCUGCGCAGAGAAAGGCCAAAAGGACGCCUCAUUAGGUCACAUCCCAGGGGCUGGGCGAUGCAGUGUUUUCAAGGCUGCACUCGACCUUGAGAAGGCUAGGUCUAGGAAAACGGCUGACUCCCUCUUAGAUCAGCUGGCCCAAGAGAUCGGUGCGGACACCCUUCUGAUCAGCGAGCAGUACCGUGACAGGGACCCACACUUCUGGUUCCCAGAUUCUCUUGGUACUGCCGCUUGUUGGGUUCGAAACAGCACGGAAGCACCAGUGCGAGAUCACGGACGCGGCCGAGGCUUCGUUUGGGUCAGGUGUAGGGACGUCACGUUUUUUAGUGUCUACCUUACCCCCAACGAGCCAAUUCGGGAAUUCCGUCUGAAGAUUGACCGCUUAGAAGACAGUGUACGGGGUACCGUUGGGCAUGUCGUUGUUGCUGGUGAUUUUAAUGCGAGGGCUGUGGAGUGGGGUAUGACCUCUACAAACUCCCGGGGGAAAUACAUCCUGGACUUUGCCGCCAGGGCCGGACUUGUCGUCUUAAACGAGGGCGACACGCCUACUUUCCGGCACCCCGGCAUGAGAGGUACGAUCCCCGAUAUCUCCUUCUCGUCGGAAUCACUACUAGCACGGAUCUCCAACUGGAGAGUCAUCGAAGACCUCACGGCAAGUGAUCAUCAGUACAUCGUUUUUGAUAUACUGGAUGAACACCAUAAUCAGGCGCCUGUAUCACGAUCUGGACCACGCCGAUGGAAUACGGACAAGCUGGAUGUUGAGAAGUUCACUGACGUAAUCUCACGGGGAGCGCUGCUGAAUUCUGCUGCACCUGUUGACGCCGAGGCAUUGGUAACGUCCACGAUGGAACUGAUUGUCUCGGCUUGUGACCAGGCCAUGCCACACAGGGGACGCCGUCGCGAUAAGCAAGCUGUGUACUGGUGGACUUUAGAGAUCUCGAACCUUCGGAAAGCUUGUCUGAAAGCCAGACGUGCCGCUAUGAGGGCCAGAAGAUUCCCGGAUUUCGAGGCUAAGUCAGCGGCUUAUAGGGCUGCGAAGAAAGCUCUUCGUCGGGCUAUCAUCAGGAGCAAGGUUAGCUGUUGGAGGAGGCUUCAGGAGGAUGUUGACUCUGAUCCUUGGGGACUGGGCUACAAGGUUGUAACCCAGAAACUCGGCGCCCGAUCACCACCUUCCAUCAUGGAGGGCACCACCAUGGACAGGAUCGUCACCGCCCUCUUUCCGUCUCAUCCUCGGCGGCCUUUUUUCGACUAUGGCGAGGUAGGGGACAUUCCACUCUUUAGCAUUAAAGAGCUGGAAUCAUCCGUCCUCUCCCUGAAAAAUAGAAAGGCACCUGGUCCUGAUGGUAUUCCCAGUGAGGCUCUCAAGAAGGUAUUCUCGGUUAACCCCCGCUUACUGCUGAGAAUGUACAACACAUGCCUGUGCGAAGGGGUUUUCCCAACUCCUUGGAAAAGGGCUAGGCUUGUGCUAAUCAGCAAGGGGAAAGGUGACCCGAAUACGCCGUCGUCUUACAGACCCCUCUGUAUGUUGGAUGUGGCCGGAAAACUUUUCGAGAAACUGAUCCGCUGCCGCCUGACGUCUGCCGUGGAAGCUGCCGGAGAUUUGUCUCCUCGUCAGUACGGCUUCAGAAAGGGUCGGUCAACAAUCGACGCGAUAUCCGAGGUACACAGAGCGGUAGAGCGUGCCGAGAGCUUCAAUCAUUACUCUCGCCGUAUCGUGCUUCUUGUUACGCUAGAUGUCAAGAAUGCUUUUAACUCGGCGAGAUGGGUCGAUAUGUUGAGCGCGUUGAGGAACAGCUUCCGCGUACCAGCAUAUCUGUUGAGGCUGAUCGAGGACUACCUGCGCUGCAGAACUCUUAAUUACGAAACUAAAGAUGGUUCGCGGACGAUGGAUGUUACUUCCGGUGCCGCGCAAGGUUCGAUACUCGGCCCAGAUUUGUGGAACGCUGCCUACGACAGCCUUCUGAGAUCUGAGAUGCCAGAGGAGACCGUUUUAGUUGGGUACGCCGAUGACGUUGCAGCCCUCAUUGCUGCACGCAACGUUGAGCUAGCCCAACUGAAACUGAACCAAGUCAUGCGCGUUGUAAACGCCUGGAUGACUGAUCAUGGUCUGACACUCGCUCUGAGCAAGACAGAGAUCGUCAUCCUCACGAAAAAACGGAUUGAAACCAUCGUUCCGCUACGAGUUGGGAACGUAGUUGUCCAAAACCACGCGAACCGCCAAGUACCUUGGUGUCAUGGUGGACAACAAGUUGAGCUGGAGGGACCAGAUCUUCCGUACGGCGGACAAGGCUGCUAG